This is a messenger RNA of Ogataea philodendri, 585 nucleotides long. RefSeq lists its product as uncharacterized. The record is from RefSeq and is a predicted model, not a curated record. Lineage: Eukaryota; Fungi; Ascomycota; Pichiomycetes; Pichiales; Pichiaceae. The transcript is spliced from 2 exons. Bases 1 to 585 code for a protein of 194 amino acids.
AUGUUGGCCCAUUCGCCUUCUCUGGCAUUCUCUUGGGCAAUCAUGGUGAUUGGCGGGAACUUGUCUUUGAACCCGGACGAAAUCCCCGCCUGGCGCUUGUUGUCCUUCACGGCCGACUGUCUCUGGGACAUUUCCUGGGAUUGUGCGUCCUUACGUAAGGAAAACGUCCAGAACGAGCGGUCUUGCGAGGCAGAUUGCAGAAAGUGCGACUUGGAGUCUGCGAAGCUGAUGCAACUAGGUGGUGCCGAGUGGCCUCCACGAGACCGGAGGUGUCUUGGCGGAGAAACAACGCUGGAGUUGGACGAAAGAGCAGGAUCAAAAACGUACUCCUUCAGACUGUUGUCUGCUCCCAUCGAAAACGAGCCAACACCGUUACCAACGGCCAAAAUGUCCAGUGCGGGAGCACACUCAACGCACGUGAUUCCGUCCACGAACUCCUCGGAGCUGUACACCAACUUGGACGAUCUGACGUUGAAAAUCAGCAAAUGCGACGUUGUGGCAACAACAACCUUGUUAACGUACGUUGGAGGAUGGACAAUAUCGACGAUCUCUCCGUUUAACGAAUUGACCUUGAUUUCUCCGUAG